AUGCCUAAUUUCCCAAUCGCGCUCGUCCUUAAUCUCGCGGCGCUCCUGGAAAAGCUCGACGAGGCGCUUCUUCCGGCAGUGUACCGCUCCCUAGCGCCGUCUCUUAAUCUCCACUAUUCCGCGCCGGCUUUCUCCCUAGGGACCCUGGCGUUCUAUAGGUGCCUCGUGCAGGCGCUGGCAGCGCCGGCUGCGGCGUAUUUAGCGGAACGGGGGGAUCGCGUGGCGAUAAUCGGCGCGGGGGCGGUGGCGUGGGGUGUGGCAACUGCUGCUGUUGGUAUGGCGUCGACCUACUGGGGGGUCGCCAUAGCGCGCGCAGCAAGCGGCAUCGGGCUCGCCCUAGUCCUCCCCUGCAUCCAGUCCCUCCUCGCGGACCUCUCACCAGAGCACCACAGAGGCGCAGCCUUCGGUGUCUUCCAGGCGUCCUCCCACAUGGGCUUGCUACUGGGAGCCGUGGCCGCGUCUGCUCUCACUGGCCGGGCUUUGUUAGGGCUGCCGGGGUGGCGGGCGGUGUUCCAUCUCGUGGCUCUGCUCAGCGUUGCCUUCGGCCUGCUGCUGCUCUCCCUCUCCUCCUUCUCAUCCUCCUCCUCCUCAUCCUCCUCCGCCGCCUCUGCCGCCUCCCCAUUUUCCUUCUCCUUCCCCUCCUCCGCCUCCUCCUCCUCCGCCGCCUCACGGCCCUCCUCCUCGUUUGUCUCGUCUGCUCUCGGGCUGUUCUCCCGUCCCUCCCAGACGACACACCCUGCCUCUGCCGCUACCUCUUCCGACUCUCUCCCGGUCGCUGCUGCAGCAGCCCCUGCAGCCACGACACCUGCAGCAGCUUCCCUCUCCUCAGCCAGAGGGAGAAGCACUCUCGAAGACUGGAGCACUGCUGUGUCUAGGGCUGAUCCCACGCCUGGGGUGUGGAGGGACGAGCCUCUCUCCUCAGCUGUGGGAAAUCUAUGGCAGAAGCUGCGCCACGUGGCGUCCAUCCGCACGUGCCAGCUCAUCAUGCUGCAGGGCGUUGUCAGCCAGGCUCCGUGGAGCGCGCUGCUCUUCCUGUCCAUGUGGCUUGAGCUCAUUGGCUUUGACCCAUCGCGGGCAGCAGAGCUGGUGGGUGGGGUUGUAUCCCUCCUCUCUCUGGGCUUUCUCCUGGGCUCUCUCACAUCCGGAUGGGUGGGUGACAGAGCAUCACAGCACAUCCCGCACGUGGGCCUGGGGCGCAUUCUAUGUGCCAACAUCAGCACUGGCGCUGUCGUGCUGCUCUCUGCACUGCUCCUCAACGUCUUUCCUCCCUCGCCUGCUGAAGCUGCCGCUUCUGCGGGUGCUGCUGCGCUGUCUGCUUCCUCUGGUUACUCUGCCUCCUCCUCUGUCUCCUCCUGGGGAUUUCUGGUUCUGUGGGAAUCAGCACCGCACGCCCUGCUCUUUUGCCUGAUUGGAUUCGCAGCCUCCUGGCCACUUCCCUCCUGCAACCUUCCCAUGCUCUCAGAGCCUGCGCGCCACAGCCUAUGCAGCAGACAUGACUCACUGGCACCUGUCAGCCGCGUUUGGAGGGCCAGCAGUGGGGCUGGCUGGCAGCGUUUUAAGGUGGUGCCCUCUCGCCUGCGCACCACAGCCUAUGCAGCAGACAUGGCUCUAGGGCGUAUGUCAGCUGCAUUUGGAGGGCCAGCAGUGGGGCUAGCAGCCAUCCACCUGUACGGAUUCUCCACUGCUGCUGCUGCCGCCGCCAUGGCUGGUCGCUCGGGGGUGGCCUUAGCUGCUGCCACUUCGGCUCUUGAAGCCUCUGGAUCCGCAUCCGCUGCUGCAGCAGGAGCAGCAGGAGCAGGAGCAGGAGCAGGACUCGCAGCAGCAGCAGCAGCAGCAGCAGCAGCAGCAGGCGGGGUGGAAGCAGGGGAGGUAGGGGCUGGAGAGGGUUUACUGGGAACAGGUGGGGCGGGUUUUACAGGGCUGGCAGCAGCAGCUGUUGCUGCUGCUGCGAAUGCAGAGUCGCUUGCCAAGGGCUUGUUUCUGGCGAUUGCGGUUCCGUAUGCGGUGAAUGUGAUGCUGAUUGCUGCCUGCUUCUGGGCGUAUCCCGAGGACCAGAAGCAUGCGUCAGUGGCCAACUGGGUGGAUGCCUCUAGUGGGGCUGGUGCAAGCAGUGCUGCUCGUGGUGGUGGUGGUGCUGCUGCUGCUGGUGCUGGGUCUGGUGGUGACGCUGAUGUGACGAGGAUGGAAGGCAGGAAGGCUGGCAAGGCAGGGAAGGGUGAGAAGGCAGACAAGGAGGAACAUUUUGAGAUCAAUGUGCAUGACUCGAGUAACUUAGCUGAGCUGGGUAUGGGUGGUGGUGGUGAUGCUCUGCAAGGGAGGCCAGAGAACAAUCAACAACAGCUGGAGAUGCAGCAACAGCAGAGGCCACUGGGGAAAAUGGCACUUGAGCCUGAGUCAAAUGAGACGGAGACAGAAUCGAGACCAUUAUUACGACGUCCCCAUGUGUAA
Messenger RNA from Closterium sp. Naga37s-1, 2448 nucleotides. Lineage: Eukaryota; Viridiplantae; Streptophyta; Zygnematophyceae; Desmidiales; Closteriaceae. The record is from the annotation of a GenBank genome assembly.